Messenger RNA from Spodoptera litura, 850 nucleotides. RefSeq names its product cilia- and flagella-associated protein 20 (gene Bug22). The record is from RefSeq and is a predicted model, not a curated record. NCBI's taxonomy places the organism in Eukaryota, Metazoa, Arthropoda, Insecta, Lepidoptera, Noctuidae.
GGUAAUCCUGUUGAUAACAAACGCAUGGCCAAUCAAUGGCCGUUUACAAAAUUCCUGUGUGUUUAGUAUUCUGUCAAACUGUCAUGUUGUAAUGCAACCGCAAAUGUGGGCUAUUUAUUGAUCAAACCUUUAUUGUUAAUCGUCAGAUAAAUGUAAGAGUACAUUGUGUGUUGUGGGCAAGCUCGAGCGAAAUGUUCAAAAACACAUUUCAGUCCGGUUUCCUUUCCAUUCUUUACAGUAUAGGCAGCAAACCUUUGCAAAUUUGGGACAAAAAGGUGCGAAAUGGGCACAUAAAAAGGAUCACGGACAACGACAUCCAAAGUCUAGUGCUGGAAAUAGUUGGUACCAAUGUUAGCACGACGUAUAUUACAUGUCCUGCUGAUCCUAAAAAGACGCUUGGUAUCAAGCUGCCUUUUCUGGUUAUGAUAAUAAAGAAUCUGAAGAAGUACUUCACAUUCGAAGUUCAGGUGUUGGACGAUAAGAAUGUACGGAGAAGAUUCAGAGCAAGUAAUUACCAGUCCACAACUCGGGUUAAGCCAUUCAUUUGUACAAUGCCCAUGCGUCUUGAUGAAGGUUGGAAUCAAAUCCAGUUCAAUCUCGCAGACUUUACUCGAAGAGCUUAUGGAACAAAUUAUGUAGAAACUCUCCGAGUACAAAUUCACGCAAACUGCCGGAUUAGAAGAGUUUACUUCUCUGAUAGACUGUACUCAGAAGAUGAACUUCCAGCAGAAUUUAAACUAUUCCUACCAAUACAAAAUAAGACCAAAAAUGCUGUGGCAACUUAAAAUUGUUAAGUGUGAAGAUACAAACUUGUAAUGUCUUUAUCUUAGUAAAUGUAUUUAUAAGUUUA